This is a messenger RNA of Humulus lupulus (European hop), 1947 nucleotides long. RefSeq lists its product as uncharacterized. NCBI's taxonomy places the organism in Eukaryota, Viridiplantae, Streptophyta, Magnoliopsida, Rosales, Cannabaceae. Gene Ontology annotation, molecular function: zinc ion binding; nucleic acid binding. The transcript is spliced from 2 exons. The record is from RefSeq and is a predicted model, not a curated record. Bases 1 to 1947 code for a protein of 648 amino acids.
AUGGAAGCAGAAGAAUGGUUGCGGUCUGUUCAAUCUAUACUCGAGCAUAUGAGACUGGACAAUGAAGACAAGGUUUCGUGUGCCUCUAGCUGCCUCAAGAGAGAUGCCCGCAUUUGGUGGGACAUAGUGGCGCAGACCAAAAAUGUGGCCACUAUGACAUGGGAUGAUUUUGUGCAAGUAUUUAAUAAGAAGUAUUAUAGCCUUGCUAUCUUGGCCACAAGGGUGGAUGAGUUCAUUACCCUCACCCAGGGAAAUUCAUCUGUAACUGAAUACGCCAGAAAAUUUAACCGUUUGGCUAAGUUUGCACCAGACACUGUGCCGACAGAAACAUUGCGAAUUCAGCGAUUCGUGAAGAGGCUAAAACCUAUGAUUGCUAGAGUUGUAAAGCUAGUUAGAGGGGUAACCACAUAUGCUGAAACAUUGAAAAUAGCAUUAGAAGCGGAACUGUCAAAGGAGACUAUCUGGAAGGAAAAUGCUGCCAGAAGAGAUGAAAAGAAAGGGAACGUUGGGCAACAGGACCAUAAGAGGAAGCACCCUGGUAGUCAAACUCAGGAGGUAGACAAAAAGGGUAAAUCAGUGGAAUCUAGCGGUGAUACCAAAAAGCCUUAUGUUGAAUACCCACAAUGCCCAACUUGUAAGCGAAAGCAUCCAGGAGAAUGUCAGUUCCUGAAGAAAGGAUGCUUUAACUGUGGCCAGAAAGGGCAUAUGAAGAAAGAUUGUCCAAAGGCAAAGGAGCAAAAAAAGGACAACGAGUUAGUUCCUGCAAGAGUUUUUGCUCACACCCAAGGAGAAGCGGAGACUAGUAACAUGGUUGUGACAGGUCAGCUUAUUAUUUCUGGUAAAUUAUGUAAUUUAUUAUUUGAUUCUGGAGCUAUGCAUUCUUUUAUUUCUUAUAGAAUGAUAGACGAACUAGAAAAGCCUUACGAAUACCUUAGUAGUCAGUUCGUUACGGAAUUACCCUUGGGAGAGGUGGUACUAUAUAAUAGAGGGUUGCGCGGCGCGACAGUCAGAAUUGAAGGAAAAGAACUACCGGUGGAUCUAAUUGAGCUGAACAUUAAAGAUUAUGAUAUAAUACUAGGUAUGGAUUGGCUAUCGAGACACAGAGUGACAAUAGAAUGUAAAGGAAAAAUGAUCAUUUUCAAAACAGAAGAAAGAAUGCAGCUCAUUUUUAAAGGAGAUAUAUCCAAAACCAAAAUUGCUAUAAUCUUAGUGUUUAAGGUGCGAAAACUCAUGAGUGACGGUUGCCAGGCAUUGCUGGCAAGCAUGGUAGACAAGUCCCGGGAGACGCAGUUAAAUCUGGAGAAUGUUCAUAUCGUUUGUGAAUUUCCCGAAGUAUUUCCCGAGGAUUUACCGGGAUCGCCUCUGAGCCGAGAGAUCAAAUUUGUAAUAGAACUGGCACUGGAGACAGCACCGAUCUCAAAAGCUCCCUACCGUAUGGUGCUCUCAGAAUUAGAGGAACUAAAAUUACAGCUUCAGGAGCUACUGGACAAAGGAUUCAUAAGACCCAGCUACUCACCUUGGGGUGCGCCAAUACUUUUUGUCAAGAAGAAAGAUGAGAGCAUGCAUAUGUGUAUUGAUUAUCGGGAUCCUAACAAGGUAACGAUCAAGAACAAGUACCCGUUACCUCGUAUAGAUGAUCUAUUCAAUCAACUACAAGGAGCUACAGUGUUCUCGAAGAUAGAUCUGAGAAAGGUCAACGUAGUCGCAGAUGCCCUGAGUAGCCGUAAUUAUGGGAGUGUUGCAAUGCUCAAGGAAAUGGCGGAACCUCUCCGAAAUGAUAUUAUAAGAUUCAGGAUUAAAAUAGUUACGGGACAGUUUGCCAACCUCACAAUCAAGCCCACGUUUCUAGAGGAGAUUAGAGAGGAGCAACGAGGAGAUGAGUUUCUUCUCAAGAAGCUGGCUCUCUUACAAAACUCAGAGGAUGCAGAUUUCUCAAUGACCAAAUAA